This is a messenger RNA of Lasiosphaeria miniovina, 210 nucleotides long. RefSeq lists its product as uncharacterized. The transcript is spliced from 2 exons. Lineage: Eukaryota; Fungi; Ascomycota; Sordariomycetes; Sordariales; Lasiosphaeriaceae. Bases 1 to 210 code for a protein of 69 amino acids. The record is from RefSeq and is a predicted model, not a curated record.
AUGAAAGAGACAGCAUCUCCCGACUCCCCUACACCGUCUGUGGGCUUGCUGGUCUCGGGCGUCGAUAAGAUUAUCGCCGAAAUUCGCAAUCGCAUCUGUGGCCGAGUCGAGGUCGAAGAGAAGUGGUGGUGCAUCAGCCUCAGCCGCGACGAGUUCAAGGCUUUUGAGGCGCGCUUUGAAGCCGAAGGGGAUUACCGCUGGCCAAAUUAG